This is a messenger RNA of Ceratosolen solmsi marchali, 1382 nucleotides long. RefSeq names its product Medium-chain acyl-CoA dehydrogenase (gene Mcad). Gene Ontology annotation, biological process: medium-chain fatty acid catabolic process. Gene Ontology annotation, molecular function: medium-chain fatty acyl-CoA dehydrogenase activity; flavin adenine dinucleotide binding. The transcript is spliced from 8 exons. The record is from RefSeq and is a predicted model, not a curated record. Gene Ontology annotation, cellular component: cytoplasm; mitochondrion. NCBI's taxonomy places the organism in Eukaryota, Metazoa, Arthropoda, Insecta, Hymenoptera, Agaonidae. Bases 111 to 1247 code for a protein of 378 amino acids.
AACUGUUUUAGAUUGUUAAUCUGUUGCGACUUCAAAAUUCUACUAAAUUCUUUUCCACAAGUAAAGUUUAUCAAAAUUAUAAUUUUCGAUUAAAUGAUACUCAGAAGGAAAUGCAUGAAAUCGCACAAAAGUUCACUAGAGAAGAAAUUAUACCAGUAGCAGCUGAAUAUGACCGCAAUGGAAAUUAUCCCUGGGAUAUUGUUAAAAAAGCUUGGGCUUUAGGACUUAUAAAUCACCAUAUUCCUCAAAGUUGUGGUGGCCUUGAAUUUGGUAUUUUCGAUGGUUGUGUUGUAAGUGAAGCUAUUGCUUAUGGUUGCACAGGGAUUAAAACUGCUUUAGAAGCAUCAGGACUUGCACAAACACCUGUUAUCUUAGCUGGAAAUAAAGAACAACAAAAAAAGUAUCUUGGAAGAUUAAUUGAAGAGCCAUUAGUAGCAGCAUACUGUGUUACGGAACCAGGUGCAGGAUCUGAUGUAGCUGGUAUAAAAACUAAGGCAGUAAAAAAGGGUAAAGAAUGGAUCAUUAAUGGAACAAAAAUGUGGAUUACCAAUGGAGGAGUUGCAAAUUGGUACUUUGUUUUAACAAGAACAAAUUCAGAUCCAAAAGUUCCUGCCAGUAAAGCUUUUACAGCAUUUAUUAUUGAUCGUGAUAGUGAUGGUUUAACUCCUGGUCGUAAAGAAAUAAAUAUGGGUCAAAGAGCUUCAGAUACUCGUAUGGUUACUUUUGAAGAUGUUAGAGUUCCGGAAGAAAAUGUGUUACUUAAAGAAGGUGCUGGAUUCAAAAUAGCUAUGGGGACUUUUGAUAAGACGAGACCUGCAGUUGCUUGUGGUGCUGUUGGUUUGGCUCAACGAGCACUGGAUGAAGCUACAAAAUAUGCAUUAGAGCGUAAAACAUUCAAUAAACCUAUCGCUGAUCAUCAAGCUGUAGCAUUCUUGCUUGCUGAUAUGGCAAUUGGUAUUGAGACUGCAAGGUUGGCUUGGAUGAAAUCUGCAUGGGCAAUUGACAACAAUGAUCCAAGUGGAUCUAUGCUUGCCAGUAUUGCAAAAUGUUAUGGUGCAGAUGUUGCAAAUAAAUGUGCAACUAAUGCUGUUCAGAUUUUUGGUGGCGCUGGUUUUAAUACUGAAUAUCCAGUAGAAAAACUAAUGAGAGAUGCUAAAAUAUAUCAAAUCUAUGAGGGAACGGCACAGAUUCAAAGACUUAUUAUAUCACGACAUCUUUUUGCUAAAGCAAAACACGGAGGAAGUUAAUCAUUUAUAUUUAAAUGCUUAUACAUUAUUUAAGCUAUUUUACAUUAAAUUAAAGAAUGAAAAUUUUACAAAAGUAUCAAUACAACUGCAAUAGUCAAUAUAUUUGUGGAUAUAUAUAAUUUUUUUAAUUACUUU